This is a messenger RNA of Nematocida homosporus, 537 nucleotides long. RefSeq lists its product as uncharacterized. The record is from RefSeq and is a predicted model, not a curated record. NCBI's taxonomy places the organism in Eukaryota, Fungi, Microsporidia. Bases 1 to 537 code for a protein of 178 amino acids. The transcript has a single exon.
AUGAGUAUUGACGCAGCUAUUGCUGAAAAGUUUCAAAAGCACCAUCAGCAGUACAUUCCUAAAGAUCCUGGGAGACAUGAGUACCGUAAAUGCGGUUACAAAGAAGAUAAACUUGUCUCUGGGUUAUUAAAAAGCAGUCCACCUUUACUUUUAGAACUAGAAGAAGUUCUUUUUGAAAUCAAAACCAUAUCUGAAUUAGAGUUAGAUCUUUAUGCCAAGCAAAAAGGAUACGAGUACUUUUCUAUCUAUAAGAAAAUAAGGGAGGCCGGUUGGAUUCUUUUACCAAAAUCAUCUCCAUCUUAUCUCUACCAACUUUUUUCUCCAGAUAAGAAUUUCAACCGUAAAACAUCUACCUCUAUCGGCCUACUUCAAAUUGUACCAGCUGCCUCUUCAGUCGAUCCUAAUUUCUUCACCCAACACCAAGCCACCACCAUUAUCUUUGCCAUUGCCGAUGGUUCAACUUUCACCCUAGUAGAAGCCCAUGCCUAUCCGAAUGCCAAAUCCCUUCUCAGCAGCACCACGCCCAAACUCAGAUAA